Entamoeba invadens IP1 is the source of this 1848-nucleotide messenger RNA. RefSeq lists its product as hypothetical. Lineage: Eukaryota; Evosea; Mastigamoebida; Endamoebidae. Bases 1 to 1848 code for a protein of 615 amino acids. The record is from RefSeq and is a predicted model, not a curated record. The transcript has a single exon.
AUGAAAUUCUUCCGGUCACUCUUCCACACGACCAUCCCCGUCUCCCAUGAGGAGCCCAUCACCUCUUUUCACAAUGGACGCACUACGACGUCUUUCUCCCAUGCUGUCCACACCGAAACAUAUGCACCUUUAUGUGUUCUCUCUUUUCCUUCUUCAAACCCGAAACUCAUCAACGAGAAUGCUCUUAAAAUGAUUAAAACGGUCCAUCACAAGAACAUCUUAAAGACUUUGGAUGUCAUUUCGAAGGACAAAUCGAUAUUUGUGUUAUUUGAAGAAUCGGUUCCGUUGUCGUUAUUUGUUAAGACGUAUUUGCUGGACACCAACGAGAUCAUGCUUGGACUGUAUACGAUCUCGUCAGCUCUCGACUUUUUACAUCAGAACGGAUAUAAGCACCUUUCGUUCUCAAUGGAGUCGGUGUUUGUGACGAAAUCGGGGGAGUGGAAGUUGGGGGAUUUACAAUUUGUGUUCAAAGAAGCGCCGAGUAAUUUGGCAAAUAAUUUUGUGCAGAGGGACGAGAAGAAGAUGUUCUGGCAGUUUGCGAAUUGUUUCAAAAACGCGCCAAAGGAGAUUGUCGAAAUUUUGAAGGAAAACCGGAUCGACACGAUCGAGGAAAUUCUCUUCAACUCGAAUAUCCAGGCGAUACCUAUCAUCACGGUGUAUAAGACGAUUCAUAAUUACACUCUCCUUGACGAAAAUGCGAGAAAGACGUUUUUGAAAUAUUUGGCGGGGCAACGGUUGAAAGACAACUUUCUGUGUUACACUGUGUUGCCGUUUUAUAUCAAAAUAUUUGAGAGCGAACUUAUCGAAGCGCGUUUUGUGGUUGAACCAAUUUUGAGACUGUCAAAUGGACUGACUGAGUUUGAGUUUGAAAGGGAGAUAGAACCAGUCAUUGUCAAACUCAUUGAGUCAACGCUGCAAAUUCGGUACAACACGUUGUGUAAUCUGAGAAGUUGUAUUGAACAAAUGAACACCAAGUUUGUUGAAAAGAUAGUGCCGACGAUUAUGGUCAUGUGUGAAGAUAGUAAUGAGAGUAUUCGAGAUGCAAGUUUGAGGGGGUUGUGUGCUGUGUUGGAGAAAACAAAAGGAGAAACGAAGAACUUGAUAUAUGAGAGGUUUUUGAAGGGGAUCCACGACUCUUCGAUUCACGUGAGAACGAAUGCAGUGAUUUGUGUUGACAAAUCACUGGGGAAGUUUGAAGACUUACGGACGAGAGAGUUGGUUAUUAUGGCGGCAAAACAAGCAACCAAAGACUUUAGUCUUGAGAUGCGACUGUCUGUGAUGAGCUCAUUAAACAAAAUCAUGAAACUGUUUACUGGAGAAGAGUUGGCGCUUAAAGUACUUCCGCUCAUUCCAACAUUUUUGAUAGACAAACGCACUGAUGUGAGAAGCAAAGCAAGAAGCGUGUUUGGGUAUGCUAGUGCGGAACUUUUGAAGUACUCAGAAACCCUUGAUGACUUGCAAAAUUUGACGAUGCCCGAUUUGAAGCAAAAGGAGACGGAAGUUGUGAGAGCGGAAAAUGUCCCAGUGCAGCGCGUACACAAUUCAGAAAAAUCGGAGGCGUUUCUGAAGGAGAGAUGCGACAAAAAAAUCGAAAGAGCAAAGACCGAGGAGUUGUUUCGCGGACUUGUUGUGUCAAAAGGAGCUGCAACAUUACCUGCGAAUGUCGACAGGGCGAAACGUGAAAGCACUGAAUCACUGGAGGCGUCGUUUGAAGAUAACAAAUCAACGAGUGAGAAACAAAAUGCGUGGGGGACGAACGAGGCGAAUGAAGGGUAUUGGGGUGAGUGGUCGAAGGCGGUAGAAACGACGAAGACCAACAACAACAUGAGUUAUGACGUUGUUAUAUGA